Molecule: messenger RNA, 2034 nt
Organism: Diachasmimorpha longicaudata
Lineage: Eukaryota; Metazoa; Arthropoda; Insecta; Hymenoptera; Braconidae
Exons: 1
Coding region: 1-2034 (677 amino acids)
Biological process (GO): proteolysis
Molecular function (GO): aspartic-type endopeptidase activity
Source: RefSeq, a predicted model, not a curated record
AUGUCAGAGAACUUGAUCACCACUGCGAUCAUCAAGGUGUUUGAUGACGGACAUCAUCCAGAGCUUUGUCGUGCACUCCUUGACACAGGAUCAUCCGCCAACUUCAUUACAAGUGACCUCGCAUCAAAAUUGAGCCUGAAGAAAAUAAAGAGUGCUAUUCCAGUGGGAAGCAUCAACGAAAAUACCACGAUAUCCCACCACUUCAUCUCUGCUGUGAUUCAAUCGUGCAUCAAUGACUUCAAGCGGGAGCUUCAGUUCCACAUUGUGCCCAUCAUCUCCAAGCGUACCCCUGAUCAGCAAAUACCUCGACAUCUUUCGGAUAUUCCUAAGAAUCUCAAAUUGGCGGAUCCAGACUUCCAUAAACCAGCAGCAGUGGAUCUCAUCCUUGGGUCAGGUAUUUCAUUGGCAGCUCUGAGUGGCGGACAAAUCAAAUUGUCGUCAACUUCAGAGACUGAUCUCAUCCUCCAAAAAACUGUGUUCGGUUGGGUCAUCGGUGGUAACGUCCCGAGCAAGAGUUGUCAAAUUACAAGAUGCAAUCAUCUAUCACUCUUAGAUGAAGUCAAAAGAUUCUGGGAGAUUGAAGAUGGGCUUCAAUCUCAUGAAUCCGACAAACAGGACAAUUUGUGCGAGGAACAUUUCCUCAACCAUGUGACCGGGAAUGAGGAAGGGCGAUACGUGGUCGCUCUUCCCUUCAACAACAAGGUGCAUCAACUCGGUUGCUCUCGCAAGCAGGCGGAACAGAGGCUCUACGGACUGGAACGACGUUUUAAACAGAAUCCAGAAUUCAAGAAGCAGUAUUCAGCAGUACUGGAAGAAUAUCUACAACUAGGACACAUGAAGAAGGUGGAGAACGAGAUAGAAGAGGGCUUCUAUCUUCCACAUCAUUCAGUGAUCAAGGAGACCAGCCUGACCACGAAGGUACGGGUUGUGUUCGAUGCUUCUGCCCCGUCUAGUUCCAAGCUGUCUCUUAAUAACGUGCUCAUGAUCGGGCCAACCAUCCAAGAUGAUAUCUUUUCUCUCAUCUUGCGAUUCCGACUUCACAAUUAUGUUUUAACGGGAGACAUCGAGAAGAUGUACCGGCAGGUACUAGUGCGUCCUGAAGAUCACAAAUACCAAAGAAUUCUCUGGAGAGAUAACGACAAUCAGCUGACAGCCUAUGAACUCCAAACAGUUACCUUCGGGAUUGCCUCCGCACCCUAUCUCGCUGUGAGAUGUCUUCAGCAGUUGGCCGAAGAUGAACAGCAGAGAUAUCCAACUGCAUCAAGAAUCUUGAAACGAGAUCUCUACGUCGAUGAUGUGCUCACUGGUGCAGAGACUCUUCAAGAAGCUAUGCAACUUCGCGAUGAUUUGAUGUCGCUUCUGAAAUGUGGUGGUUUUAACCUUCGUCAAUGUGCUUCGAAUCAUCCCGAACUUCUUCAAGGACUCCCGGAGUCCAGUGUGAACUUGCAAUUACUCCACGGCGGUGAUUCAACCUUGAAGACACUAGGUGUUCGAUGGGAUUUCAAUCGAGAUGAAAUCAUCUAUUCAGUGUGUCCUAUUGCCACGAGGAUAAAAACAACAAUGAGGACAAUUUCAUCGGAUAUCCCAAGGAUAUUCGAUCCUCUCGGAUUAUUAAAUCCAGUUGUGGUUCAGGCAAAACUUAUAAAACAGGAUCUGUGGCGCCUCAAUCUUAAUUGGGACGAAUCCGUGCCUAAGAACAUUGAGACAACCUGGCAGGAAUUUGCUCGUGAUCUCCCUCUUCUCAAUAAUUUCGCUUUUCAACGCAAGGUGCUCCAAAACAGUGUCAAGGAGCUACAAAUACAUGGGUUUUGCGAUGCAAGCCAGAAAGCUUAUGGUGCUUGCAUUUAUGUUAGGACAAUCUCUAACAACGACCAGACGAGUUCCCAAUUAUUCUGCGCCAAAUCACGUGUGACUCCGUUGAGAAAUCCCCAAUCAAUUCCGCGAUUGGAACUAUGUGCUGCUCUUUUGCUUUCUCAAUUAUACUCGACCGUCUGUAAAACCAUAAACACAAACAUAAACCGUGCUGUAUUCUGA